Molecule: messenger RNA, 3741 nt
Organism: Mugil cephalus (flathead mullet)
Lineage: Eukaryota; Metazoa; Chordata; Actinopteri; Mugiliformes; Mugilidae
Gene: dync2i1
Product: dynein 2 intermediate chain 1
Exons: 23
Coding region: 125-3403 (1092 amino acids)
Biological process (GO): intraciliary transport
Cellular component (GO): cytoplasmic dynein complex
Molecular function (GO): dynein heavy chain binding; dynein light chain binding
Source: RefSeq, a predicted model, not a curated record
UCCUUGGUUUCGAACUACUGCGCCUGCGCGUUAUACAUUUACCGUCAUGGCGGCGUCGUUACCAAAAUAUGAGCUACUUUUCGGCUACUGGAAAAACUAAAAGAACGUAAAAACGGAUGAGAACAUGCACAGUGAAAAGAAAAUAACCAAGGAAGACACAUGGAGACCUGCUGACCUGAGAAGACAUAUCAAAGAGGAAGAACGUGGUGAUGGCUAUGUCCGGAGGCGAGACGACAAUGAGAGAAGGCACAGAGGUGGAGAAUCCGUAGAGAGACGUCUCAGAGACUCAGAGAAGGAGUCCAGGCGAGAGCGGGAGAAGCUCAGGGAAAAAGAGAGAAGAGAUGACGACAAAAAAGACAAAUAUGCCGAGCGGAGGAAAGAGGGUUCCCAAGACAGGAGAGGUGACAAGGAAAGGGACAGGGAGAAGAGAAGAGAAAGGGACAGACUGCUAGAUGAUCACAGGGAAAACAAGACCCAAGAUAGGGAGGAAAGGCGUGAUAGGGAGAGGGACAAGGAAAAACACAGGGAUAAGGAGAAAGAGAGGAUAAGAGACAGAGAGAGGCACAACGAGGACGACAGGGACAAAAGGAGGGAAUACAGAGACAAGGAAAGAAGGAGAGAGGAACGGUACAGAGAGCACAGGAGCGAGAGGGAAAGAAAGAGACAUGAGGAAAGCGGAGAGGAAAGGAGACAGGAGAUAGAAAAGCAGCACAGAGAGCAGAGAGAUCGACAUCGAGAGAGACAGCAACACAAGAAUGACAACGAAAACGUGACUCUUGAAGAAAUUCACGAGAGACGUGGAGACAGAAAGCAUUCAGAGCGGAAGGAGGACAGAGAGUAUAAAGAAGAACGGCAGAAACACAGAGAAGAGAGAGAAAGGAGACACAAAGAGAGGGGACAUCAUGACGAGAAACGGAAACAUGACAGCGAAUCCAGGGAGCGCUGGGACUUGAGAGGGACAGGUGAAGAAAUCAGGCAUCAUCUGGGAGACAGAGAGCGAACAGAUAAAGACAGCAAAGACAGAAGGCACAGGGACGAAGACGAGGCGGAGAGGAAACACAAAGAGAGACGACACAGAGACGAAGAAGACGCGGAGAGGAAGCACAAAGAGAGACGACGCAGAGAUGAAGAAGACGCAGAAAGAAAACACAAAGAGAGAAGAGACAAAGAUGAAGAAGAUGCGGAAAGAAAACACAAAGAGAGAAGACACAGAGAUGAAGAAGACGCAGAAAGAAAUCAUAGAGACAGAACCACUUCCAAGAAAGGUCAUGGACCUGAGAGUAAUAUGGUGGAAAACGAGGUUGCUAAUGAUGAAGAUUUGGCUGAACAGGAAUAUGAAGAUGACUUUGAGAAACUGGAUUACGAAGAGGAUUUUGAGGAUGUUAGCGAAAGCGAAGGCGAGGACGAGAGGGAGACGGCGCACCAGGAGGCGGGAGAGAAGAGGGAGGAGCUCACAGCCCAGCGGAGAAAGGAGAUCGAGGCGAUUCAGAGAGCCAUGGAUGAAGAGAACCAGAGAGCUGGAACGGCUCAGUCCGGACAAAGCACGAGCAGAGAGGAAGAAGACAGGCCUAAAGGGUCUAAAGACUCUGAAAAGAACCAGAGUAGAACCUCCUCUCAACGUGGAAAGUUUAUCAACUUUGUGGCGGCAAAGCAGCGUGAAGUCAGCAAGAAAGUUGCCACAAAACAGAAGAAGAGAAGCGCGGAUCUUCUUCGUUUGAUUGACCUGGACUUCUCCGUGACUCACUCGCUUCUGGAUCUGCCUCCCGUCAAUGAAUACGACAUGUACAUCAGAAACUUUGGAACCGCAAACACCAAACAAGCUUACGUCCAGUGUAAUGAGGACAAUGUGGAGCGGGACGUCCAGACAGAGGAAAUAGAGCUAUGUGAGAAGUGGACGCAGCAUCCACCCGAGCACACUGGAGCGUGUGGGGAUCCAAACGUCUCCCAGGAAGAUAAAACCACGAGCGAAAUUAACUUUGAUUCACAGCGCCUCAUAUCAUUUCUACACUCGGCCUCGCAGGUGAUGGUGGUCCUGCUGGAAGAGGAUCAAGCCGAGAGAAAAUCCCUGAAGAAUCUGAAGACUCAGACGGACACGCUGUCUUUCAGCGAUGGAAGUUUACAGCUCAACACUAAGUUGCCUUUUCUUAUAGGUCGUCAGGUGAGUCUGCUGCACUUCUCUCAGGUCCAGCGUCACACCAUGCUGUCAGUCCACACGCCCACGACUGAGCCCAGCUCCGUGCGCCUUGACAGCUGCACCAUCAUCUGCAUCUGGAACAUCUGGGAGCCGUCCCAACCUCAGAGGAUCCUGGUCUAUGAAUCUGAGGUGCAGUGUUGCUGUUUCAGCCCUGGAAAGGCGGUGCUGGUGUUUGCAGGCACUUCGGUCGGCUCUGUGGUGCUGUGGGACCUGAGGGAGCGCGCCAGUAACCAUUUCCGUCUAAAGAUAGGAGAGGAUGAGUGGAUCUUCAGACAUCCUACUUUCUCCACUGACGCAGUGAUGGUCGGCUCAGGCCAUUUCUCACCUGUCACGUCUGUGGAAGUCGUGCCCUCCACUGCAGCAGAGGGCCUGAGGUCAGAGGUCCCACUGCUGGCAUCUGAGGAAGAGUCAUCAGGUUUGUCGUUCCAGCUGGCGUCUCUGGAUGAGAGCGGGGUUUUGAAUUUCUGGGUGGUGGUAGAGCUCCCCAAAGGCAACGAGGCAGGGUCUGCAACAGAUUUAGGGCUCCGGCCUGGGGGCAAAGUAAAGCUGCUCCACAGCUCUUCCCUCCUCACUGCUGAGAGGGUAUCACCACGAGAUGCCGUGAAACGGGAGCCGUUACAGACGCUGCUUUUAAAAUUCCUUCCAACUGACUCCAAUCAUUUCUUUAUCGGCACCAAUAUGGGUCUGGUCAACCACGGAACGAGUCACGGUUUAAAGGCUCCGCCGAAGUUUUACAGGUUUCAGGAGGUUGGACUUCGACCUGUGGAUGUCAGCUCCAUCCACUUUUCUCCAUUCAGACAACACCUGUUUUUGGUUGGCUGUGGGAAUGGCACCAUCAGGCUGCAUGCAGUCAGCCAUGAGCAGCCUGUGGCAGAGUGGAAGGAUGGUACGGCUGGAGAAGCUGUGAUCUCACUACAGUGGACGCAAACCAGGCCGACAGUCUUCUGUGUGCUCGAUGCUGCCUCUAACCUCCACAUAUGGGACCUGCUGAAAGACGACACCCAGCCGGUGGUGACUGAGAGGAUGGAUGCCGAUAGGGUGACAGCUAUGGCCGUGUUUGGAGACUCAGGACAACAAAACACAUACUCAGGAAUAGCACUGGCGCAUCAGUCAGAAAAAAUAGAAAUGCACUAUUUCACAAGAAACUUCACCGUGUGCAGCCAUGCAGAAGAGGAGAAGUUGGAGAGUAUGACGACGGAAGCUUUUUGACACACCACAUCUCGUAUGACUGCAUUUACGCUGAUGAUGACCCGUCCAUGUUUGUGUUACUUCAAAACAGUUACUGCAUAUAUAAACUCUGAGAGAGAAUAUACACAUCGUUACAUAAAUAUGUUUUUGUCACUUUGUAUACCUUAAGUUGAUGGCUGAAAGCUAACAUAGUUAUCAGAAGAAUGUCACUAGAUACCAAAGAUCCACACAGGGAUCAGUUUAUAAGAGACAUAUGUACGUAAGUUUGUUGAUGUAAAUAUUUAUACUUUUGACUAUAUUGAAUAUUUGUAUGGUGUUAACAAGUUUAAUUUUGUACAUUAAACUAGAGAGUAUUCCCA